AUGUGCGAGACAGCCACGCCUGCCAUCCCGUGCGGCGAGGGGCCCCGUCUGAUCACUCCCCUUGCCGACCUCUGCCUCGAGUCUGUGGCUGCAAACUUUGAGCGGCGCAGGUGCCUGGACGCCCUGCCGCCGCAGUACGUGUCCCGCGGCCUGGCCCUGCUCCCGCUGGACCUGCCGCUGGAGGUGGCGGGAUCCCUGGGCGUGCCGGACGACGAGGUGUACUGGCGGCGGCGGGCGUGCGCGCGGUGGCGCAACCCGUGCCCUGAGGCCCACGGCGGGUCCUGGAAGCAGAUGUACUUCGAGCGCAACCUGCAGGACGCGCUGGAGGGGUUCGGGGGGCCGGGCGGGGUGGGCGAGGAGGAUCUGAGGCGGCUGAUGACGUACUCGCGGCGGUUCGUGGUGCACCUGUGCGUACGGCGGCUGCCGUCCCACCUUGACCUGCAGAUCAUUUUCGAUGCCAUGGUGAACUCUCCGGCGGGGCUUUCCCUGUGCUACGGAAUGAAGGGGGUGGGGAUGGAGUACGAGCGCACACUUUUUGGUAUGAAGCUCUCAGAUUGCAGGUCGCUCGCCCGCGCCCUGGAGCGCACCGAGACGCUGACCUACCUGGACCUCAGCUCCAACCUGUUGGACGACGACAAGACACGCAUGCUGGCCUCCGGCCUGGUGGACAACAUAUCCAUCACGCACCUCGACUUGUCGCACAACAAGGUGGCGGACCGCGGAGUGCGGGCACUGGCGCGCGUGCUGGACGGUAGGAGCGUCGUGGCCACCUUGAGCUUGUACGACAACCAUGUGCACAGGGAGGGCGGCCGGGCUCUGGCGCGAGCGCUGCGCGGAAACAAGUCCAUCAGGGAUUUGAACCUGAGGCUGAACCGAUUGGGAGAAGAGGGAUGCCGGUCGGUGGUGGACGCGCUGAGAGCAAACGAAUCGCUACGGCGAUUGAACCUGAGUGCCAACGACGCGGGAGAGCUCACGGCGGAGGCCAUGAGCGCGGUGCUGCGCAGGAACACUGUGCUGGCGGAGCUCGACUUGAGCAGCAACGCGAUUGGCGAUGUGGGCGGAGCGGCCAUUCGCGCGGCUCUGGAGGAAAAUUCGGUCCUUAGGCGCCUAGACCUGAGAGACUCCGGAGUGGGGACGGACGAGGAGGCCGCCAUAGAAGUAGGUGGUUGGCCCGCGAAUUAA
This is a messenger RNA of Ostreobium quekettii, 1182 nucleotides long. Lineage: Eukaryota; Viridiplantae; Chlorophyta; Ulvophyceae; Bryopsidales; Ostreobiaceae. The record is from the annotation of a GenBank genome assembly.